Messenger RNA from Helobdella robusta, 153 nucleotides. RefSeq lists its product as hypothetical. Gene Ontology annotation, biological process: regulation of transcription by RNA polymerase II. NCBI's taxonomy places the organism in Eukaryota, Metazoa, Annelida, Clitellata, Rhynchobdellida, Glossiphoniidae. Gene Ontology annotation, molecular function: DNA-binding transcription factor activity; RNA polymerase II cis-regulatory region sequence-specific DNA binding. The transcript is spliced from 2 exons. The record is from RefSeq and is a predicted model, not a curated record. The annotation marks the transcript as partial.
UACACGUGUGAUAUUUGCGGGAGGUCAUUUUCAAGGACAAAUACUCUCGUUACGCAUAGGAGAAUACACAGUGGAGAGAAGCCAUUUUGUUGCGAAGUGUGUGGCAGAGCUUUCAGACAGCCCGGCAACCUUACGAGACACAAACUCAUCCAU